Agrilus planipennis (emerald ash borer) is the source of this 3133-nucleotide messenger RNA. Its product is annotated as centrosome-associated protein 350-like. Gene Ontology annotation, cellular component: centrosome. Gene Ontology annotation, molecular function: microtubule binding. The transcript is spliced from 4 exons. The coding region runs from base 268 to 2994 and encodes 908 amino acids. NCBI's taxonomy places the organism in Eukaryota, Metazoa, Arthropoda, Insecta, Coleoptera, Buprestidae. Gene Ontology annotation, biological process: microtubule anchoring. The record is from RefSeq and is a predicted model, not a curated record.
UUGGACACAUUCCAAAAACGUGUUUUCGUUUAGGAAGGAAGUAUUAAAAUUAGUCUGUACUUCAUUCAGCAGGAGGCAUUUAUAAGUUGUACUACACAUUUACGUGUCACUCGGUGUAAACAUCAAAAUUUUAUUACAUCGAUUACCCUUUAAAAACGGAAAAUGCAAGUUCUUUUUAUCAAAGAUAUACGAUCAUCAAAAGCGGUUUCUUUUCAACUGUUAUUACAUUAUCUUUAAUUCUCCAUUUUCCGUUUAAAGUCCUUGUUGAUGAGAGAGACAGCCUUGCAAAAACGACGUAAAAUAGCUGAAGAGUUAUUACAAUGGCAUCAACAACUUGUGGAAGAAGAACGUCAGAUUGCCGAAUUGGAAUCCGCAGCUAAUUCGAUAAUAAGUCGAGUAGCUGCUACUAAUCCUUAUUUUUCCCUUCAGAAUGAGUCAAGCAGUCCAAAUUUCACUUUCAAAGGAUGCCAACUGAAUGUCAUGUGGCAGAACAUGACUGGACGACAAGAGCAACGUUUUAAAGACAAUGAACUGUAUAUAAUGUCUAAUGAAGCAAUACAGCAGUUUUGUAAAGACGCCAAAAAAAGUAAUAAAGCCAAUGUCAGUCGAAAUACAUCCAACUCCGACAACAAUUUAAAAGUCGAUAACAAUAAUAUAUUGACGGAAAUCGGUGACGAAAACGAAUUCAAUUCUAUAUUGAUCUCUUCUGCUAGUUUGACAAAGAGUGAAGACAUUGCAGAAAAAAUAAUCGAAAGGAGUUAUACUAUUGAGCAGGUCGAAAACAUUCCAAAUAAAACACCAAAAAGCUUGAAAGUAAAUCAAACUAGUUACUCUGAAGACUUUGAGGAAACUUCUUUAAAUACAUACGCAGAUAUCGCUACUAAAAUUCAAAGUAAAAUUGAACUCGAAUGCGUGCCUCGCCAAAAUGUCGAUAUUUGUUGUAAAAACGAUUCCACAACUAAUAAUGAAUUAAAAACAGUAAUAAGUGACAUUUCGGUGUCUAUUCAAACAGAGAAUAUUGAUAACAUUCCGUCCGAUAAUUUUGUUUCUACUAAAGGGCUCUUUUCUUGCAAUGAAUCUGUUUCUGAUUUGGAAAACGAAUGUCUCGAAACUAACAUCGAAGCAAAUGUUGAUACGGAAUCAGUUCCAGUUGAGACGACUCCUUUUGAAAUAUUAGAUAAUACCAUAGAAAAAGACAAAUGCGGUUUUAAACACAUUUCCACUUCAACUAUAAAUAGUAAUCCUUCGAGCUGUGAAGAAGAAAUAAAUGGAGCAUACUCAGAAGAGGCAAGCAAUAAUUCAGUUGAUCGUUUGAGCAUUAUUGUGGGCUAUAAUAAGGAAUUAAAAAAGCUAAAAGCCUCCGUUGCUUCUUCGAUUCCCGAUGUUAUAAACAAAGUUUCUGAUUCUGAACCUCAAAAUACGGUAUCAGACGCGUUAUCAAGUUUACAAAGUGAAUUAGUAACCGCGUCUGAAAUAGUAGAAGUUUCUAAAAUCACAGAAAUGCCCGAUAUAUUGUACAAAAUUGGCGGGUAUGAGGAAACAAACAAAUCACCAACUAUAUCCGAAGUUAUUUUCAAGGAUGAAAAAAGAGACUUAAGUGCAUCAAAAGUUGAUUUUAGCUUAGCUAUUGCUGACGACAUUCAAUCGGAACAUUCCUUGGAAUUUAACAAAGAUCUAAGUGCUGGUAAGAAUGUUAAUAAUUAUUUUUAUGUAUGCAACUAUGAUGUAGUAAUGAAAGAUGAACAGCAAGUAUCCACAACAGAAAAUAAUGAAAUAGAAAUAGAAAAAAGCUAUAGUGAGCUUCAAACAUAUAAUAAAACAAUUAAAAAUGAAAAUGUUGCAGGACAGUUUGAAUCUAGUUCGAUCUCAACUGAUACAGAAAAAAAUGAAGAAUAUAGUAUUCCGAAAGAAGUCGAAUUGCUAAGUAAAAAUGAAGUAAAGCACUUGAGAAACGUUAGCACAAAAGAUAACAUUACAAGCAAAGAAGCAGAAAUUAAAAAGGAAAACGUAUACUCUUUGGACACUAUAGAAAAAAAAGACGGUAACGAUUUGGAAAAAGAAAAUUGUAAUUAUAAGAAUGUGCGGAAACGCAUUUUUGAAAUUUUAACGGAUGCAAAUGUUUCUAGAAGUGAACCGAAUUCUGAGUUGCAAAAUCUGCGCAUAAAUACAUACAAUACGUCUUCAUUGUCUGGUGUCUCUCCUGAAUCAGAAAUUGUUCUCUUCGAUAAACAAAUUUUACCUAAACACACGUUUGCUAGCGAAGAAGAAGAAGAACUUGUGAAGAAACAGUUAGCUAUUGAACAAGAGAUCAAACAAAUCGAACAACAACAAAAGGAACAUUUGCCUUAUUUGUAUUUACGUGAAAUUCCAAACAAGCCUCCACCUCCUUACAUGCCUCCAGUUUUAACUGCGACGAUUCCAUCCAUACUACCCUCAUCAGCUGAACAAGUUAACCUGAUAGUGCAUCAUAUAAGCAACUAUUUGUUCAAUGCCCAUUUAAAUGGAACUCUGCCACAUGUGUCUCUACUACCGGAGAUUAAAAGACAAAUGCAGAGCCAAAUCGAACCGUCGUGUCAGAGGUUCAUUUUUGAUUUGUGCAAGGAACUGACCGUCGAAUAUUACAAACAAUUCGAAGAAGAGUCUGGACCCUCUUGGAUGCAAAUUACAAAGAAGCCGAAGCUGGUAUUCCAAAAAGCUUUUGACGAAAGAAUACUCGAAAAAUUCCUUAUGAAGAAAGUGAAAGAAAGUUUAGGAUACGAGAAAAUCGAUCGAAAAGAAAGCAUGAUAAUAAAAUGGAGUAGAAAGAAGAGGGAUCACGUUGACGAAUUGCUGGUGUUAGAGUCACAAAACGAGGAAUCUGAAUGGACUAAUUAUGAUAAAGAUGAGCUGAUCGUUAUCAACGAACUGACGAAUGAAAUCAUAAAUUCAUUAAUUGGUGAAACAGCUCACACUUUGAAAGCUAUAUUGGCAAAACGAAUUACGAGUCCAAAUUAAACGAUUGCCAUAAGUGUAGUAAUGUUGUUUUCAGCGUUGACAUUUUUCGCUAAUAAUUGUUUGAAUCGACUAAUAAGUUGCCAUGUGUUUAUAUUUUUGUAUUCUUAUUGUAAGAAAUAAAAUAUUUACUUUUUUAACA